CCCGCGGCAGGAGCUGUGCCCGGGGCAUCCCACCGGAGAGAGACCCCGCUCCCCCGGCUUCGGGUGGGGCGGGCCCUCGGGACACCGCCGCCCGGGGACGUUUUCCUGGUGGUGAACCGGCCGGGCCGACCCAGACUGGCCGGCCGACGUCACCGCGCCCCUCCCCGUGCCACACCCCCCGGUGGGGUGGUUGGAUCUCGCCGGGGCCGGGCCGGGCCCCUCCGCGGCUCGCUCUCGCCAGAUGAAGGAUUUGGGGGCCGAGCACCUGGCAGGUCGGGAAGGGGUCCGGCUCUUCGGAUUGUUGAACCUCUACUUGGAACAGGAACAGCGGUUCCAACCGCGAGAGAAAGGGCUGAGCUUGAUCGAGGCUACCUCGGAGAAUGAUAACACUUUGUGUCCAAGAUUGAGAAAUGCCAAAGUAGAAGACUUAAGGAGUUUAACCAACUUUUUUGGAUCUUGCACUGAAACUUUUGUCCUGGCUGUCAAUAUUUUGGACAGAUUCUUGGCUCUUAUGAAGGUGAAACCUAAACAUUUGUCUUGCAUUGGAGUCUGUUGUUUUUUGCUGGCUGCUAGAAUAGUUGAAGAAGAAUGCAAUAUUCCAUCCACUCAUGAUGUAAUCCGGAUUAGUCAAUGCAAAUGUACUGCCUCUGACAUAAAACGGAUGGAAAAAAUAAUUUCAGAAAAAUUGCACUAUGAAUUGGAAGCUACUACUGCCUUAAACUUUUUGCACUUAUACCAUACUAUAGUAUUUUGUCAGACUUCAGAAAGGAAAGAAAUACUGAAUCUUGAUAAACUAGAAGCUCAGCUGAAAGCUUGCAACUGCCGGCUUACCUUUUCAAAAGCAAAACCAUCUGUAUUAGCUUUGUGCCUUCUCAAUUUGGAAGUAGAAACUUUGAAAUCCAUUGAAUUAUUGGAAAUUCUUCUGCUUGUUAAAAAACAUUCCAAGGUUAAUGACACUGAAUUCAUUUACUGGAGGGAGUUAGUUUCUAAAUGCCUCGCUGAAUAUUCUUCUCCUGAAUGUUGCAAACCAGAUCUUAAGAAAUUGGUUUGGAUUGUUUCAAGGCGCACAGCCCAGAAUCUCCACAACAGCUACUAUAGUGUCCCUGAGCUGCCAACAAUACCAGAGGGGGGUUGUUUUGAUGAAAGUGAAAGUGAGGACUCUUGUGAAGAUAUGAGUUGUGGAGAAGAGAGUCUCAGUAGCUCUCCUUCCAGUGAUCAGGAGUGCACUUUCUUUUUCAACUUCAAAGUGGCACAGACACUGUGCUUUCCAUCUUAGAAAUCCUACUGUUCUGUGUCAGAAUUUAAAGUGUGUGUACAGGUUUCCAAGCAAUAAAUGGGGGAGUAGGUAGUUCUCUGGUCCAACCCCCAUCUAGGCAGGAACUGCAUAGACUGGAAUAUACCUACUUUCUAUUUAUUAUUCAGAUCAGAUCUGGCCUAUUUUCAUAUUUAAUCCUAAGCCAUCAAAUGGGUUAGUGCCUCUUGAACAAGUAACAAUACUUUAGACAUUGGCACUUUAUUUUUCUCGUUGAUCUUUAGCUACUUGGGGGAGGAGGGAAGGUAUUGAUACCUUCAAUUUUAUUACUUUUCAAGAAUUUUUGAAGAUGAAUAGUAUAGGUAAUCUUAAACUUUUUAUAAAGCCUUCAGGUGUCUUUAUUUAAACAGAUUGGGAGUGGGCCAGUACUUCCUUAGCAGGGAAAAUGGAUAAACCUUUAAUGGUUUAUCUUAAGUCACUCCCCUACCCCCAUUCUCAGAACAGAGAAUACUAGUAUACUCUUAAAUGUCAAACACCUUCUUUGUUUCUUUUUUUAAAUAAUCACUUACCUGUUGCCGACUCUAUAAACUUGGGAAUUAUAAUGUUGCCAUAUCUGUAAAUUUUAGUAUGUAAUGUGUUAGUUGAGGUUUCUGCCAAAGCAGAAAUAAUCAACAGGCUAUGGUUAUUAGGUAAUUGCAUUCCUAAUGCCUAAGUAUUCUCAGACUGUAGUAUUAUUUUAAUGUUAUUAAAACAAUCCAUAAUCUGAUAGUUUUGCAUGCACCUGUGUUAAAACAGUGCAGAAGGUUGAUCAGAACUAGGUAACUGUGGAAUUGUUAAAUGUUGAUCAAGUAGCACAUUUUAUCUCAUUUUCAUAUAUUAAAAAAAGUCUGCAUGAUUACAUUUUACUUCCUUUGUAAUUUACAUUUCAAAAAUAAUGGUAUUAGUGUAUGGGUGCCAAGAUUGAAUAUAGAGUAAAAAAAAAAAAAAAGGAAA
Myotis myotis is the source of this 2245-nucleotide messenger RNA. It is a transcript of the gene CCNG2, whose product is annotated as cyclin G2. Lineage: Eukaryota; Metazoa; Chordata; Mammalia; Chiroptera; Vespertilionidae. Gene Ontology annotation, biological process: regulation of cyclin-dependent protein serine/threonine kinase activity; mitotic cell cycle phase transition. The coding region runs from base 242 to 1276 and encodes 344 amino acids. The record is from RefSeq and is a predicted model, not a curated record. The transcript has 8 exons. Gene Ontology annotation, molecular function: cyclin-dependent protein serine/threonine kinase regulator activity. Gene Ontology annotation, cellular component: nucleus; cytoplasm; cyclin-dependent protein kinase holoenzyme complex.